Protobothrops mucrosquamatus (brown spotted pit viper) is the source of this 698-nucleotide messenger RNA. Its product is annotated as protein delta homolog 1. Gene Ontology annotation, molecular function: calcium ion binding. Gene Ontology annotation, biological process: establishment or maintenance of epithelial cell apical/basal polarity; heterophilic cell-cell adhesion. Gene Ontology annotation, cellular component: plasma membrane; protein-containing complex. The record is from RefSeq and is a predicted model, not a curated record. NCBI's taxonomy places the organism in Eukaryota, Metazoa, Chordata, Lepidosauria, Squamata, Viperidae.
GCUCACCUUGUCAAAAUGGAGGAAGUUGUUUGGACAAUGAUGGGUUUGCACUUUACGCAUCUUGCAUGUGCUCUCCAGGAUUUACUGGACAGUUUUGUGAACGUGAUAUUGAUGACUGUGAACCAAACCCAUGUGAAAAUGGAGGCACAUGCACAGAUAUUGGAAAGAGUUUCCACUGCUCUUGUCCUAUUGGCUAUGGAGGUGUGUUGUGCAGUAACCGCAUCCCAGCUUGUGAUAGUAGCCCUUGUGAAAAUGGUGGGACAUGUCAUGGACACCGUGGCAGAGGCUUCAUGUGUAUUUGCAAACCAUACUUUGUUGGGGCCACCUGUAGUUUUUCCACUAGAAACACAAGUGUGUAUGUGGUGGCUAAACAGAGACGGAAUCAGAAUCACCACCUGCAUUUCAGAGGGCACCGUAAACCAGCUCAGCAGCAAGAGAAGGAAAUACUGACCAUAAAAGAGACAAUUGAAAAUAGGCAGUCCUUGCUCACUAAGAGUCAGGUAAUCUGCUUCAUGAUCCUAAGCUUUCUUACAUGUCUUGUUGUUUUGGGUACAACUGGGAUUAUAUUUUUCUCUAAAUUUGAAGUAUGGCUAGCCAAUGCCAGAUACAGCCAUUUACUGCGCAAGGAGAGGGAUUUCUUUCUAAAAGCAAAUGAUGAUGAAAAUGUUUCUGUGAAUAUAAUAUUUCCUGAGAAGAUU